AGCUUUCCAAAUAUUUCACAUAAAUUGAAAUGACGACAUUGGCUAUUUAAGCUCCAGCAAGAUAAAAAUCAAAUAAGUCCAAUUUGAGUAUCGAACGAGAAACAUACAUAGUUUAGUUCCCUGCCAACGUAAAUAAUGGCGUCAAAUGGUAAUAAUUUUGAUGAUGAGUUUGAGAAAUACUUACACCGCUUGUUCUACGUCACGCCAACUGAAGAGACAUCCAAAUGUGAUCCCUCAAAUAUUGAGUAUUUUGGGGUACUAAGUCUUACUGAUGUGCGUUCACCUGACCGCAAAUUGUGGUACAUUUAUUAUUCCAAACAGCCAGAGGUCGAUGAAACCCUUAAUCGUAUUUUCCAUAAAUACGGCAAAAAGAAUAUGUGUGAAAUAUUUCGGAAACCAACGUUCAGUGGCGUAGGAUUACGUGACAGAGUAAAAAGACAUUUUCAAGAUAAGAAAUGGUAUGUGAAAGGCAAUAUUUUGGAGGCUCCACCAAAAAGUCCUUACAACGACGAUCGUAUGCUUAAAAUGAUAACUGAAUUGUAUAAUGAUGAGAGAAAAAUGCUCUACAACUACAUUUGCAUGACACACGAUUCGUUUAUUAAAUACCACUCAUAAUUAGGUGUAUAAUAU
Molecule: messenger RNA, 630 nt
Organism: Drosophila navojoa
Lineage: Eukaryota; Metazoa; Arthropoda; Insecta; Diptera; Drosophilidae
Source: RefSeq, a predicted model, not a curated record